CCACUUCAUCUUCUCGCAUGUUCUUGCACUCAAAUUAAAAAUUUUAUUAUCUCCCACCAAUUCCGCUUCCGUCCUUCUUCAUUCCUUUUUUUUUUCUUUCUUAAAUUUCCUCAACAUUUGGUAUUCAUAUUUCAUGUGCGUAUAUUUUUUAAUUAUCAUCUCAAAUCGAUCACAUAUCAUUUCUUCUUGUUCACAAACUUAUCUUCUAUAAAAUAAAAUAAAAAUCUAUAGAUUCCCCACAUAAUUGUAUAUAUUGGGUUAAUUAUUUUAUUUCUGAUCAAAUUUGUGAAUUUAUUUUCUGGGUAUAUUGAAUUAUGUCACCUGCGGCUCCGAUCGAGCCGAAUAAGAAGACAUUACCGGAAUCAUCAUCAUCUGCAUGGGGAGAAUUGUCACCAGAAAGAAGUUAUCGACGUUUUGGUGAUCUAAGAGGGGUGCAAUGGCGUAUAGAUUUGGGAAUUUUACCUUCUUCCUCUUCUUCGAUCGAUGAUUUUCGUCGUGUAACCGCUAAUUGCCGCAGAAGUUAUGCUGCUUUAAGGAGGAGGCUUCUAAUCAGUCCUCCUAUUUCAAGAGACGAAAGACAUUUCCGUGAUCUUGUUAUGGACAAUCCACUGUCACAAAACCCUGAUAGCAUGUGGGGUCAGUUUUUUCACAAAGCCGAGUUAGAGAGAACGGUUGAUCAGGAUUUGUCUCGCUUGUAUCCUGAACAUGGUAGCUACUUCCAGACACCCGAGCGCCAAGGCGUGUUGAGAAGAAUUUUGUUGCUUUGGUGUAUUCGACAUCCAAACUAUGGUUAUAGGCAAGGGAUGCAUGAACUUCUAGCUCCACUUCUAUAUGUUCUACAGGCUGAUCUAGAGCGUCUUUCUGAAGUGAGAAAGCUAUACAAGGAUUACUUCACCGACAAUUUCGACGGGUUAUCGUUAAACGUGACCGAUUUAUCCUAUAAUUCUGAUUUAGAAAAGGAUGAAGACAAUAUGGGAAUCCAAAAGGAUAUGGUAAAGGUUCAUCAUCUAAAUGAACUUGAUCCUAAAAUACAAACAAUUAUAUCGUUUAGUGACGCGUACGGGGCAGAGGGCGAAUUGGGCAUUGUUUUAUCCGAAAAAUUCAUCGAACAUGACGCUUAUUCUAUGUUCGACGUUUUAAUGAAUGGCGAUGAAGGUGCAGUCGCUAUGGCUAAUUUUUUCUCACAAUUUCCUUCACCCGAAAACGGGUUGCCACCUGUCUUAGAAGCGUCAUCUGCAUUAUACCGUUUACUCUCGACCGUUGAUUUUUCGUUAUACACUCAUCUAGUCGAGCUAGGAGUUGAACCGCAGUACUUUGCUCUUCGUUGGCUACGCGUUCUGUUUGGACGCGAGUUUGCGCUUGCGGACCUUUUAGUCAUUUGGGAUGAAAUUUUCGCACUCGAUAACACUAAAUUAAAAAAGGAAAAAGAAGUAAAGUUUAACGUCUUUAACUCGUUAAGGGGGGCGUUUAUUUCGGCACUCGCGGUUUCAAUGAUACUUUAUUUACGCUCUUCGCUUCUCGCAACUGAAAACGCUACUUCUUGCCUUCAAAGAUUGUUAAGCUUUCCGGAAGAUGUAAAUCUUCGGAAAUUGUUAACGAAAGCGAAAUCUUUGAUGAAUCUUGCAACCGAUGCUCUCAACUCGGUUUUGGAACCGAGGGGUCACCGUCACAGUCUUUCAUCUGACCAGGCUGCACACGCGAGUCCUCGCGGUGGGGUUCGUGAGAACUACUGGGAAGAACAGUGGCGCGUUAUGAACAAAGAAGCCGAAGACCGAAAACAAGUUGGGAUAAGUAGACAAGUUCGAAAUCGGAUUAGGGGUUGGUCAGAGAAAGUCAAAGCGCGAUUAGCGAAGGUAACUAGAUCAACCAGCCCAUUUAGGAGAAAUUUGGUGGAUGAUCAAACAGCCCAUUUAGAAGAAAACAAGAAAUUAGUGAGUGGAAAUUGUAGCAGUGAACAAAAUAGUAAUUCUAAUUCUAAUAAUAAUAAUAAUAAUAAUAAUAAUAAUAAUAAUAAUAAUAAUAAUAAUAAUAAUAAUAAUAAUAAUAAUAAUAAUAAUAAUAAUAAUAAUAAUAAUAGUAACAAUAAUAGUAAUAUUAAUGAGACCGGAAGCAGUGUGGAAUCCAGUUCUUCAGUUAUUGGGCCCGAGCCUGGACCAGGCCCGGGCCCAACCGUGAGCCCAAGCACUAGCAUUUCAUCAGGGUUGUAUAGAUCUACCGAAGAUGUUUUUUCACCUGUACCAACGUCGAAUACCACCCAAUAUUCGUCUUUUAACGAGGUAAAGAAUGACAUUAUUACUAAAAGGCCCGUGGCCGAUUUGGGAGAUGAGCAAUCUUCACCUGGAAAGUUUCAGUGGUUGUGGAGGUUCGCAAAAACCGGGCCUGAGGGUUCACUAGACAAAUCCGAGGCUGCAACGUCUUCUGUUAAUGAAUCCGAUCAGAAAAAUGGGCUACCGGAAGCUGUUGAUCGUAAUAAGUUUAAGAUUCUUGCGCAAUCCAUGCUCGAAAACAUCGAGGUGAUUGAAUCUGCAGAGAACUUGUCUGAAAAUGCUUUGGAAGCUUUGAAAGAGCUUAGAAAGAUUAAGAACCUUUUAUCAGAAAGGGUAUUGGAUUAACUUGUCGAUCAAGAUAAUAACAUCGGUGAUUAAUCGAGUUAGGUGAUGCGGGAAUGCGGGCUCGAUUAACACGAGCGUUAUUUGGGCAUGGUAAUCUAAUAAUAGUAAGAAUUUUGGGCUGAAUUAUUUAUUGUUCUGGGCCUAAUUGUAUUGGAAUUAAAAAUCCAUUAUGUUUUAUUUUAUUGGGCCGAUGAUGGUGAUUUAGGAAAAGUCCAUAAAGGUGUAUUGGACUUUCAUUUAUAAAGUCUUUUACGUGACUUUGUUUUAUACCCAAUAAAAGGUUUUUGUAUCAUUAUUUAAAAGAGGAUCCAUCCCAUAUUAGAUCAGAUACAGUGUGAUGCGCACAAACAGAAGACAUACGGUUACAAGGAGUGCUCUUCAUUAUUCAAUAUCACAGAAUCACCAAGUCCAAUUCCAACAAGAGUGAUCUCUGUCUAAUCCGAUAAAUCAUUGCGUGUAACUUGCAAAUAGGUUUAUCUGAUAGUUCUCAUACGAUUCAGAGAUUAAUCCAGGUUUCAUCAUAAUUUUGCAAUUUGUCCUGUUCCAGGUUUGUUAAUUCCUUUGAAACUACUUGUUCUAGACCAAUUGUACAACAUAUAAUGUUUUCAUAAGGGUGAAGGGUAUGAUUCAAACACUUUAGGGUGUUUGAGUCAUUCUCUACCCAAUGAUAUCAUGCCAUGUCAAGUCCCCAUUUCACUCCCCAUUUUGCACUCAAUCACCG
Messenger RNA from Helianthus annuus (common sunflower), 3333 nucleotides. RefSeq names its product TBC1 domain family member 5 homolog B. The record is from RefSeq and is a predicted model, not a curated record. Gene Ontology annotation, molecular function: GTPase activator activity. Gene Ontology annotation, biological process: activation of GTPase activity. The transcript has 6 exons. Lineage: Eukaryota; Viridiplantae; Streptophyta; Magnoliopsida; Asterales; Asteraceae. The coding region runs from base 315 to 2612 and encodes 765 amino acids.